AUGCGAUCGGGAGUGGUUGUACCGGUGACGAUCAGUUUGACGAUCCUUGACGCUGUUCUCUCAAUACUUCCGCUCGGAUAUUAUCAUAAAGAAUGGAGUUUUGAUGGAGAUCUUGUCUACAAAUAUCUUUUCUUUCUCGAUGGUUACUCGUUUCUAAGCGAUCCGAUCGAUUUUGUGAUUCUCUCGCUGAUAAGAAUAUUUUUAUUGAUAGCGGGUCUCUUGCUGGUGCUUUUAAAGAGGAAUGACUGGGUUCGAGGGUUGUUCAAGCUGAUUCUCGGUUUGGCAAUCGCUUCGUAUAGUUAUGUUUUGAUAAAAUUAUUGGCUUUAUCGGAAAAUGUCGAGAUUUUGACAUGGCCGGGCAUUUGGUUCUCUGUCAGUUUGACGAUUCUCUGUUCUAUCGUUUUUGCAUUGGCUUGGUACUUUAUCCUAGCUGCCAAUCAUUUACCGUAUGAAAGACUCAUUGAGUUGACCGAGGCCACUCCAGCAACUCCAGCAACAGCUACGGAUGCUGAAACAACAAGUACAGACACAGAAAAACGAAUUCCCACCUCGGCACAUAUCAAACGAUUACUGAAAUAUUGUGGAAAUGAGUGGGCCUGGUUCUCGGGCGGUUUCGGAUUUCUCAUUGUUUAUUCAACAGCUCGAGUCUUCAUCCCACUCUACACGGGUCAAGUGAUCUCAACGAUUGUUCAAAUCAAAUCACUUUCUGAGCUACUUACGAGCAUUUUUAUUAUGAGUGGAUUGACGCUUGUUUCCACAAUCUUUGGCGGUCUCCGUGGUGGAUGUUUUGACUAUGCGAGUGCCCGAGUGAAUCGACAAAUCCGUCUCGAUCUUUUUCGCUCACUCGCUCAUCAAGAUAUUGCUUUCUUUGAUAUCACGAAAUCGGGUGAAAUGAUCUCCCGUUUGACGUCGGAUUGUCAAACGAUGGCCAGCACAGUAGCCGUGAAUUUGAACGUUUUCUUGCGGAAUGGCGUCAUGCUGUUGGGCGCUCUCGUGUUCAUGUUCGCUCUCUCGUGGCGGCUCUCAAUGGUGACUUUCAUCGCGAUUCCGCUGGUGGCUUUUAUCACAAAAUUGUACGGAUCGUACUAUGAUAAAUUAUCCGAGCGAACCCAAGAAACGAUCGCCAAAGCGAAUCAAAUGGCUGAAGAGGUUUUAUCAACGAUGCGAACGGUUCGAUCAUUUGCCUGUGAGGAUCGAGAGGUGAAACGCUUCGAGAAUCACGUCAGCGAAACGCUCGGUGUCAACAAGAAAAAAGCUUUGGCUUAUAUGGGAUACACGUGGACGAAUGAAUUUUGUGACAACGCCAUCCUCGUCGGCGUUCUCUUUUAUGGAGGACAUUUGGUGUUAACCGGACAUUUGAGCACGGACAAUUUGAUCAAAUUCCUGAUGUACCAAAUGCAAUUGGGCGAAAAUUUAUAUAGUAUCGGCUACGUGAUGACUGGUUUGAUGGAGAGUGUGGGAGCGAGUCGUAAAGUUUUUGAGUACAUGAAUAGAAAACCUGCAAUCCCAUUUGAGGGAAAACAGCGUCCAAAAGUGACAGGAGAUCUCCUGCUUGAGGGUGUCUCUUUCACGUAUCCAAGUCGACCGAAUAACCCUGUUCUAAAGAAUUUUGAUCUCCACAUUCAUCCUGGCGAGACAGUGGCAUUGGUGGGACCAUCAGGCGGCGGAAAAUCGUCUGUCGUCUCACUCAUUCAACAUUUCUAUGAACCAAAUGAGGGACGGAUUCUUUUGGAUGGGAUUCCCGUGAAAGACAUCAAUCAUUGGUGGUAUCAUCAAAGGAUAGCCCUCGUUGCUCAAGAGCCGAUUCUCUACGAUGGAUCAAUUCGAUACAAUAUUCUGUAUGGAUGUGAUUGGGCGACGGAAGAGGACAUGCUAAAUGCUGCAAAGACGGCAAACGUGCACAAUUUUGUGCAAAAGUUGGAGGGUGGUUAUGAGACGAAUUGUGGAGAGAAAGGAGUACAAAUGUCAGGGGGUCAAAAACAACGAAUCGCCAUUGCAAGAGCUUUGGUUAGAAAUCCGGCGGUGCUCAUCCUUGAUGAGGCUACAUCGGCGUUGGACGCGGAAAGUGAAGCACUUGUACAAGAGGCACUCAACAGAUGUGCCAAGGAAAGAACAGUGCUGAUCAUCGCUCAUCGACUCUCCACGAUCGAGAAAGCCGAUCGAAUUUGUGUUCUAGAAGGAGGAGCUCUUGUGCAGACGGGAAAUCAUCGAGAUUUGAUGAAAGACAAGGAGGGAUUGUAUGCGGCACUUGUGAAAAGACAGCUAUUGGCUAUCAAUCAAUCGCCGAGCGGAAGCUUUGUUGAGUCGAGGGGUGAAUUCUCGAAACGGGUCGAAGAUGAAGAGAAAUUGAUCGAAAUUGAUCGAAUCGCUGAA
Molecule: messenger RNA, 2373 nt
Organism: Mesorhabditis belari
Lineage: Eukaryota; Metazoa; Nematoda; Chromadorea; Rhabditida; Rhabditidae
Source: the annotation of a GenBank genome assembly